This is a messenger RNA of Cladocopium goreaui, 1377 nucleotides long. The record is from the annotation of a GenBank genome assembly. NCBI's taxonomy places the organism in Eukaryota, Dinophyceae, Suessiales, Symbiodiniaceae.
AUGGCACGUCGCUUCUUCGGCAUGGGCGCGUCACCUGCUGCAGUGGCGGUGGCCGACGCCGCGCCCAGCUGGGAGGAUCUGAAAGCCCGGCUGGACAGCGAAGCGCCACCGGAACUGAAGGACUUUCGAAGCGGCCUGGCCAAAGGGGAAGUGGCCAAUGCCAUGGCCAACUUGCGCGUCUUUGACAAGGACGCCGAGACGGCACAGAAGGUGACGUUGUACCGAGACUCGGCCUCCUGGUGCCCCUACUGCCAUAAGGUCUGGAUGCUCUUGGAAGAGAAGCAAAUCCCGUACAACGUGAAACGGGUGAACAUGGCAUGCUACGGUCAGAAGCCGCCCGAUUUCUUAGCCUUGCAGCCCAAUGGGCAAAUCCCCGUGGCAGUGAUCGAUGGCACCGUGCUGAGGUCCUCAGAUGCCAUCAUCGAUCGUAUUCUACAAAUGCCCGGUGCCAGCCCUGAGAUUGACCAAGAGUUGGAUCCCUUUGACCACCCGCAAAGCACGAACCUGCUGCGCUUGGAACGCGUGUUGUUCUCGACCUGGUUGGGUUGGCUCUGCCGCGGUGGUGGAAGAUCUGACUUCGAACGAACGCUUCGCAAGGUGGAAGAUACCCUGAGCGAAAAUGGUGGCCCCUUCUUUUUGGGCGAGCGCUUUUCUCUGGUGGACAUCAUGUACACUCCUUUCAUCGAACGGGCAGUAGCAUCGCUGGCUUACUUCAAGGGCUACAACAUCCGGGAGAAGUUGAUGUUUCCUGCCAUCAACCGAUGGUUCGACGCCAUGGAGACGCGCAGCAGCUAUCGUGCCACCAAGUCGGAUUACUACACCCAUGCCCACGACCUUCCGCCUCAGCUGGGAGGAUGUCAAUCUGAGUCAGGUGGAGAGUCAGUGCGGAAAGCCAUCGAUGGUGGAGACUGGCAGUUACCGCUGGCCAAGUCCAUUGAGCCCGAAUGGUCUUGGAUCUCGGCCAGGGACGCCCGCCUAGAGGCGGCGGAACGCAUCAUCCACAACCACGAGGCCGUGGCACGCUUCGCGGCGCGCGCCAAGAGUGGUCCAGGCUUUCCACCCGCCUGGGCGGAAUUGGCAGAUCCCAAUGCCCAAGCUGCCGAGAAGUGGGUUCCCAUCAUGGAUGUUUUCCUGCGCCAUGCGGUGAACCUGCUGAUGGCCGGCGAUGCAGCCGCCGCGGAUCGCGACGAAAGCACCGUGGAGCGCGCUGCAGCCUGGGCUGCGGCAGAGGAGUCCCUGAAGUCGCUGAAGCGCGAAGAUCGUGAGGAUUUGGCCGAAUGCUUGAGAUAUUUGCAGCAGAGAGUAGGUGUGCCACGGGACAUGUCGCUGAACGCUGCGCGGCGUCUGCGGGCGGAGCUGGGCAAACUGGCCACCUGA